AACCAUUUGCAAACAUUUGGUCUGCGAAGAAAGUCCUUGGUAAACGUCAUGACCAUAGGAAAAUCAUUUGAAAACCGUGAUCUCAAGCUUGUCAAGCUAUCGUCAGGACGAGCCAAAAGAGCUGUGUGGCUGGAUGGUGGCAUGCACGCCAGGGAGUGGAUUUCCCCCGCGACAGUCAUGUACAUUCUUGAAGAGCUGGUGAGCGGCUACAGCAAUGACAAUGACACGACCAAGAUUCUGGACACCUUCGACGUGUACGGUCUACCGGUGGCCAACCCGGACGGCUACGAGUACACGCACAUCCUCAACCGGCUGUGGCGGAAGACGAGGUCCACAACCGCCAGCUUCAUCUGUCGCGGUGCCGACCCGAACCGAAACUUCGGCUUCAAAUGGAGCUCGGGCGGCUCAAGCAGCAAAGCGUGCUCGGAGGUCUUCGCCGGGAACAAGGCAUUCUCGGAGCCGGAAACCAAAGCGAUCGCGAACUUCGUCUAUGCCCGGCGCCGCGAGAUCAUGGCCUUCAUCACAUUCCACUCAUACUCGCAGCUCUGGCUCACGCCGUGGGGCUACACGGCACUCAAGCCGGCCAACUACCUCGAGCUCGCCCGCGCAGCAAGAGUCGCCACGGCUGCGCUAGAGAAGGUUCACGGUACCAAGUACAACGUUGGAACAUCCACCAGUAUGCUGUACGUCGCCUCGGGAGGCUCGGACGACUGGGCCCUGGGCGAGGCGCAGAUUCCGUACGCGUACACCGUAGAGCUGCGUGACACCGGUCGCCACGGGUUCACCCUGCCGCGCGACCAGAUCGUGCCUACCGGUGAGGAGACCUGGGCAGGAAUCAAGGCCCUGCUGCUCGAGAUCGCCAGUAAGGUGGACGAGGGAACGUGAUGCACGGCCACUGUGGCCGAG
Molecule: messenger RNA, 906 nt
Organism: Dermacentor silvarum
Lineage: Eukaryota; Metazoa; Arthropoda; Arachnida; Ixodida; Ixodidae
Product: carboxypeptidase B
Exons: 7
Coding region: 49-885 (278 amino acids)
Biological process (GO): proteolysis
Molecular function (GO): metallocarboxypeptidase activity; zinc ion binding
Source: RefSeq, a predicted model, not a curated record